CUCUCACCGUUACAACCGGCGGGACCAAUCACCACGCCGCAUCAAGUUCUUCCUCCUCGGGCUCGGCACACCACCACCUGCAUACAACUGGGUCCAAAACUCCGUCCGGGGUCGGUGGCGUUUCUGUGUUCGCUCGGGCGCGGAAGUCGCUCACUUCGAAGGAAACCAGUUUGGCCGAAGCCAACCGGUUUCACCAGCUGUGGGACAGCGCAGAAAGGGAGUUCCGGAAAUUGCACGAAGACUUGGAACAAGUUAUGCUCGCCAUCACGGACAGCCGAGACGUUUUGCUCGUCGACCAAGACAACUUGGAACUGG
This is a messenger RNA of Amoebophrya sp. A120, 315 nucleotides long. Lineage: Eukaryota; Dinophyceae; Syndiniales; Amoebophryaceae. The record is from the annotation of a GenBank genome assembly.